AUGUCUUAUAAAUUAUUACGAUAUUUUUGUCGGCUUAAUUUGACAGUCAACCAGGCUUUGCUUGUCUCGUCUGCUCCUUCGAAUUUUUGUACGAGUGGCAAAGCUUUUCUCUUGUUUGCAAGUCAACGAAGAAUGGUUGGUUGCCAAAGUCCUGUGCCCAAAAAAUCAGCCAUUUAUACCAGGACCGGAGAUAAAGGUUGUUCCCUUUGUAAAAUUCCACGAACAUCAAGUCUUUAUAACGGUGAACGAAGGCCAAAAAAUGAUGAUAUCUUUCAUUCAUUAGGAACCGUGGAUGAGUUAAAUUCUAGUAUUGGAAUCGCUAAUUAUUAUUGUAAAAAGGCCGGAAAUGGAUUAGAUGAAAAAUUAAUCGAGAUACAAUGUAAAUUGAUCGAGAUUGGUUCUAAUAUUGCAACACCACGAAGCUCUUCAAAUGAAUCUAAAUUAUCUUAUACAUCUUUCGAUGAUGAAAUUGUUACGACUUUGGAAUCUUGGGUUGAUCAUUAUGAUUCUCAACUUCCUCCAUUGAAAAAUUUCAUUUUACCUUCGGGUGGAGAGUGUGCUGUAUUUUUGCAUCAAUGUCGCUCGAUAUGUCGUAGAGCUGAACGUAUUACAGUACCAUUAGUUGAGGCAGGAAUUGCCGACAAUGCUGUUGGAAAAUACUUGAAUAGGUUAAGCGAUUUCUUUUUUGUGGCGGCGAGAUAUGCUGCUAUGUUCGAAAAUCAUACAGAAAACAUCUAUCAACAAAGAAGGAUUGAUAAACCUAGUAAUUUAAUGUCAAGAGACAUGAAGAAAGAAUAA
Messenger RNA from Cetraspora pellucida, 798 nucleotides. Lineage: Eukaryota; Fungi; Glomeromycota; Glomeromycetes; Diversisporales; Gigasporaceae. The record is from the annotation of a GenBank genome assembly.